This is a messenger RNA of Venturia canescens, 545 nucleotides long. It is a transcript of the gene roh, whose product is annotated as reduction of Rh1. NCBI's taxonomy places the organism in Eukaryota, Metazoa, Arthropoda, Insecta, Hymenoptera, Ichneumonidae. The record is from RefSeq and is a predicted model, not a curated record. The transcript is spliced from 3 exons. The coding region runs from base 168 to 404 and encodes 78 amino acids.
CUCGAAAUCUGGCCGAGUUUUCAGACCUGUAUGUAAGUAAGACCGUGUCCUGUAUAGAGGACAUAGAGGAGUAGAGAAAUCAUCAGCUGAACGAGUUCCAUUACGUAAAAGUUUUGCCGUGAACGUAUCCAUCGCAAGAGAUCCGUCAAGUGCAGACCGAGCUCAUCAUGUCGCAAAUGAACCCUGUGGACCGUCGGAUGAAAUAUCCGUACACUUAUACCGCCAAGCUUAUGAGCUUUCCUUUUGCUCAUUAUUACAAACAUGCUUGGGUUGCUAAAUAUUUCGUAUUUGGAUUCCUCCUGACCCUUCCGGUCAUGGCUAAAAUCACUACCGCAGUCAACAACCCUGAAAAUGUUGCUAAAUGGAAGGAAAUCAGAAGGAAGCAAUUCUCCGGCGAACACUAAGGUGAAAAAAACAUAGAUGUCGGAAAAAAGUUAUCCGUAGCAAUCUGUAAAUGCAAUCGAUUAACUCGAGUUAUAAAAACAACAGGAAUUCGUACAUGUAAUUCAGACAUCAAUAAAUAAUGCAAUGAAUUAUUCCCUAAA